Anoplopoma fimbria (sablefish) is the source of this 4662-nucleotide messenger RNA. Its product is annotated as calcium/calmodulin-dependent protein kinase kinase 2. The record is from RefSeq and is a predicted model, not a curated record. Gene Ontology annotation, biological process: CAMKK-AMPK signaling cascade; protein phosphorylation; activation of protein kinase activity. Gene Ontology annotation, molecular function: ATP binding; protein kinase activity. The transcript has 18 exons. The coding region runs from base 233 to 1996 and encodes 587 amino acids. Lineage: Eukaryota; Metazoa; Chordata; Actinopteri; Perciformes; Anoplopomatidae.
GCACGGGACCCGUGUGCUCCGCUGGAUUGGUCCUCCACAUCAGCGGCUCUCCUCGUUCUCCGUCUGUCACACAGCCAUAGCUAGCUGUCGUAGUACAGACCAGCGUGCCAGAAGAAGGACAAGAAACCUCUCAAUACUACCUUGUACGCACACAUAACACGUUAAGGCACCAAUUCCCCCCGAGGCUCCCGUCUGAUGGAGCAGUGGUUGUCUGUCUUUGUGAAGAGGCACCAUGCUUCCCUGUCAUGUGACCCCCUGGCCCGCUGCUGAACCGCCGGCCUCCUGUGGUCAUGCGCCCCCGGCACAGCCCUCACAACCCCUGCCUGAUCUGCUGUGCAGCUGUCCCGCUCCACCUUUGAACACCCACUCUGAGACGCCCUCCCCAGACCCCAUGGAGUCCCUCAUCGUGGUCACGGAGUACGAACCCAGCAGACCGCCUGGAGAGGCUGGGCAGGAGGAGGUAGAAGAAAUGGACAGCUCUGAGACGCCCGAGCCAGCGUCCUCCAUGGUGGCAUCUUUCCGGACUCCCUCCUGCGACCUGCUGUCCCACACGGUUGGCCGGUCAGAGGCUCUGCUACCCGAAAGCCAAGAGCAAAGGGGAAGAUUAAACAUGUCGGACCGGAAACUAUCUCUGCAGGAGCGCUCACAAACCGCCACAUCGCCCUGCAGCUCUCCGGGACUCAAUGGGCGUUACAUUUACCCGUCGUUACCCUACUCCCCCAUCACAUCGCCCCACUCCUCUCCACGCUUGCCCCGCCGGCCCACCGUGGAGUCCCACAGUGUUUCCAUCACAGACCUCCAGGAUUGCGUUCAACUCAACCAGUACAAGCUGAAGGAUGAGAUUGGAAAGGGCUCCUAUGGUGUUGUCAAGCUGGCCUACAACGAGGAUGACAACACAUACUAUGCAAUGAAGGUGUUGUCCAAGAAGCGGCUGAUGAGGCAGGCAGGCUUCCCACGGAGACCUCCCCCUCGUGGAGCCAAGGCUGUCCCUGAGGGUCUCCCUCAGCCCAAAGGGCCCCUGGAGCGGGUCUAUCAGGAGAUUGCCAUCCUGAAAAAGCUGGACCAUUCUAACGUGGUGAAACUAGUAGAGGUUUUGGACGACCCCAGUGAGGACCAUCUGUACAUGGUAUUUGAGCUGGUCAAGAAAGGGGCUGUGAUGGAGGUGCCGACAGAUAAACCUUUCAGUGAGGACCAGUCACGCUUUUACUUCCAAGAUCUGCUCCGGGGAAUCGAGUAUUUACAUUACCAGAGGAUCAUCCACAGAGACGUCAAACCGUCUAACCUGUUAGUGGGAGAAGAUGGACACAUCAAGAUAGCAGACUUCGGAGUCAGUAACCAGUUUGAGGGGGCUGAUGCUCUCCUGACCAGCACGGUGGGAACACCUGCUUUCCUCGCCCCUGAAGCGCUCUCUGAGACCAGAAAAAACUUCUCCGGAAAGGCGUUGGAUGUUUGGGCCAUGGGGGUGACUCUUUACUGCUUUGUCUUUGGAGUGUGUCCAUUUAUGGACGAGCGCAUCGUUAGUCUUCAUCAGAAAAUCAAGACACAACCUGUGGAGUUACCUGAGCGUGCUGAUAUCUCAGAUGAUCUAAAAGAUUUGUUGCUGAGAAUGCUGGACAAGAAUCCAGAGACCAGAAUAUCAAUCCCACAGAUUAAGGUGCACCCAUGGGUGACGAGGCACGGUGCUGAGCCUCUUCCUCCUGAGGAUGACAACUGUUGUAUGCUGAUUGAGGUGACCGAGGAGGAGGUGGAGAAUUCUGUUAAACACAUCCCCAGCCUGGCGACAGUGAUCCUGGUGAGAACCAUGCUGAGGAAGCGCUCUUUUGGGAACCCUUUCGAUUGGGGACGUAAAGAGGACAGGCAAAUGAUCAGGAAAGGCAAAGCAGGCAAUGUGAGGUACUGCUACAUUCAUUGUAACCAAAGAAGGAAACAGGGGAGCGGUGAUGGCGUGAGGAGUAUGGACCUGCCCUACGUGGGAGAAGACGAGGCUCUUUCCUGAUGCAGAGGGUUCAUUAUGCACGCUGGUUGCUGCCUGCCUGUAACCACACAGCACAACACCCCUUUAGUCACAGUUGUUUUUAUACUGGCAGCCUACACCUGUGUUCAUUCCCUGGGAGGUGGACAAGAAUGGUGGACGCUGAACAAAAAAAAAAAAGAGAAAUUAAGAUCUGAAAGCAACAGUUUGAUUUAUUUCAAAUUUUAGGGUUGUGGGACUUGAGAAUGUCCCUUUGGAACUUUUCCAUGAGAGAAUCCUCCUGAACGUUUAACAUGUCUUUUGCUCUAAUUACCCGACCCACUCUCCUCCUCUUUUCCUGCAUGCAUUUAUUGUCCUCGCAUGCUUCGUCUCAGGCUUCAUCUGUACAGUUUUGUGUUCUAUCGUAGUUAGCCACUUGUGUUUCUCCUUGUCUUUACUUGACAAUUCUUUCAGGUACACGGGGCAUGGGAACAGGCGAUGGAGAUGGUUAACGUGGAAGGAUGGUUGUCUUUGCCAUCACCUCCACGUUUCUCUUUAGUAGAGCAGGUUUUCUUGACAAUGAUUGUCUGGUUCACUCUACUUCAGAGUAGCAGUGGCCAGUUUUUGUAACAUAUUUUAGAGUGAAGAAUCUGUACAGUUUUCCCAAAAUGAAAAAAAAGGGGAGUGAAAAAAUGUUUACUUCAUUGAAUGCAUGUGUUAACGUUCCCAAUGCAAAGACUAUAUAAGCUAUUUAUACACAUUUGCACGCUCAUAGACACAGUUGUUUGACGCAAAAAAAAAAUUGUAUGACUGGCUCUUUAUGAAGGCUCCCAUUUACUGCAAUCAAUAGAAAGCAUUGCAAACUGUUGAUCCAGUGCUUUGUGAGCAGUCAAAUUCGUCAUUACUGCUUACAAGAUAGAAUAGAGAAAUGGGAUUUUCUUCUUUUGCAAAGCUAGUGCUUUUAGUAAACCUUUUUUAUUUGAACAUUGAUAUGAUUUUGAUGUGUUUGCUUUUAUUUUUUAAAUUUAUAGAACAGCUAAUAUAGUAAUGAAGAUACUAAUCUACCAAAUGCAUAUGAGAAAAACAGAAUGUCUAUGUGCAAAGUUAUUCUGUUUGCAACGGUUCGUUUCUCUCCAAUUAUUCGGACAAGCAAGGUUUGUUGUUGUGAUAUUGAGGAACGGAGUUUCAACUGUGUCAUUUAUUUUCUUUCACUAAUUUAUUUGUUUCACCUCUCACAGUGGAUGUUUAUACGAAAAUAAUGAUCAUUGAACCUCAAGUUACAAUUUGUGAAUGUUCUGUUUUGUAUUAUAAGAAUUUCUGUUGUUAAUUUAAAAGCAAACAUUUUCAGGGCACCAAAAAACGUGAAUUAUGUCUAAUUUUGUUACUGUAUAGUACAGUCACUUAAAGAAAACAAACCUUUAAACUAUUUGUUCUUCAUUGAACUUUUAGAGCUGGCUACCGAAGUAAGUUUUGAGAUGGAAGCAUAGUUUAGUCAUAGCAGACUUUUGUACAAAUCUAUGCAUGACAUAUCUGUAGAGGUGCUGAACAUAGAAAGUGUUGUCAUCUUUGAUGGGAAGAGAAGGCCACUCUGCAAAUAUUUCAAAUUCAUUAUAAAGUACUUUUUCUAUGUAUUGAUGUGUUUCACUUUAGAUUAUCCCAAAGCAGUAAAAAAGCAUUUUCCACUUUUGUUCCUUUUGUUGACCUUUAUGUUUUGAGUAUAAGUAUAGAUAAAAGGCAUUUUAUGUGUCUCCAACAUAGAAUAUCGACAAAAUAUUAAUUAUAAGAUGUAAUUAAUGUUACUUCAACACACGUAUUUAAUGUAUGAUAAAGGGACUUUUUUAACUUGCUUAUUGCAUGUCACUCUGAAGUGUCUGUUUUCUAAGACUUGUACUAUGCAUAUGAAGUGUCUCUCUCUGUAUGGUGCAGUGGUACACACUGGCACAUUGUCACGUACAGUGGCUGGAUGAAGAGAGCAUACUGUAUGUGGUUGACUGAUUCUAAUUUUGUUUUUUGCUUAUCUGAUCGGUUUUCGGGAAAGAUAUAACUAAGUUGUAGUCCUUAUUAUGGAGUGCUGAAAAUAGAAACAGGCACUCUGGCUUUAAAUCCCCCCAAAAUGGUUGUACUGUGCUUCUAAAUGAUAUGGCUCAAUGAUUAUAGCCUAUGACCUUUUAAUGUUCAUAAUCAAGCAGAAGAAUUUAUUGAAAAAAAAAUGUCUCAAUUUGUGUUAUACCGUGAAAUGUUACCUCAUUUGCUUUCCACACAUUUAUGAGAGAUUGUACAUUCUGUCAUACUGUAAGUCUCUUUUGUCAUCUAAGAUCAUGUUUUUACCUUGAGGAAAACAACUAAGGUACUUCCCCUUUCGGUUUGAAUAUUUUACCCUCAACAGCCAACAAGAAUGAGGUGAAAAAAAGUUUGUGUCUGACUGCAGGGUGACAGUGCAAGCCACAGAAAAGCUGUAAGAUAAAAUAUUUUAUACAUACAAUAUUUAAACUUGUAGUUUGUUUCAAUCACAUGGUUUUGCAUUCAGCAGUGUAAAGUUAUUUAAUUAAGAGCUUCGGGGUCUCGUUCCCCCUAAAUGCAUGCCAACAUACUGAACUCAUACCACUUUAUUGUCAUAGCAUGAGAGGUCCUUCGCAACAAAAAGGGACCUUUAAAUUAAGUAUUCUAUACAUACUGUAUCUUCAUCUUUGAAUAAAAUAUUAUUGCCUUUC